CCGGCGCCUUGCCGCCGCCGCCGCCACCCUCCCCGCGAUGCCCGUCGGGGCCUCCCCGUCGGCCAAGACCCGCUACAGCCUGGUGGACGACCGGCACGACCUGCGCGUCCCGCUGCACAACGACGACGCCUUCCAGCACGGCAUCGCCUUCGAGGCCAAGUAUAUUGGCAGCCUAGAUGUACCCCGACCAAACAGCAGGGUGGAGAUUGUCACGGCCAUGAGACGCAUUAGGUACGAGUUCAAAGCCAAAAGUAUAAAGAAGAAGAAGGUCACUCUCAUGGUGUCUGUGGACGGCGUGAAGGUGCUGCUGAAGAAAAAGAAGAAGAAGAAGAAGAAAGAGUGGGACUGGGACGAGAGCAAACUGCUGGUGAUGCACGACCCGAUCUACAGGAUAUUCUACGUGUCUCACGAUUCCCAGGACCUGAAGAUUUUCAGCUACAUUGCCAGGGAUGGCUCCAGCAACGUCUUCCGUUGCAAUGUCUUCAAGUCGAAGAAGAAGAGUCAGGCCAUGCGCAUUGUCCGAACUGUGGGGCAAGCGUUUGAGGUCUGCCACAAGCUGAGCCUGCAGCAUACUCAGCAGAAUGCAGACGGCCAAGAGGACAGCCAGAGCGAGAAGGGCAGAGAAGACCCGGAGGCGCCAGCCUCGCCUGAAGCCGAGCCAGUUGUCGCCGCUGAGGAAACAGACAUUGAUGCCGUGGACUCUAGUUUGCCGGGGAGGCACCACUUGGAGUUCAACAGGGGAGUGACAGACCUUGAUGCUGUUGGGGGAGAGCUGCCUGGCCUGCUUUGCACCAAGGGCUUGCUCCACAACGAGGACAUCCUGACGGCUUCUCCCGAGAUGCUGCUCCCUUCUUCUGCCCAGCUGCCUGAGCCAGGGACCCCUCUCUCUGCUCGCCACCAAAGGCAGCUUCUGCAGCAGCUCUUGCAGCAGCAGACGCAGCAAACACAAGUGGCCGUGUCCCAGGUGCACUUGCUGAAGGACCAGCUGGCAACAGAGGCCGCUGCCCGCCUUGAGGCCCAAGCCCGAGUGCACCAGCUCCUGCUGCAGAAUAAGGACCUCCUGCACCACAUUUCGCUUCUGGUGAAACAGGUGCAAGAACUGGAGGCAAAGCUGUUGGGAUCCAACCCCAGAGGCUCUCGGGACAGCUUGCUGGAAAUCACCUUCCGCCCCGGCGGGCUGCCCGUUCUGUGUGACCCCAGCACCCCUAUGCCCGAGGACACUCACCCGCUCCAGCUCCACCCCAGCUUCUCCAACACUGCCAACUCUCUGGCCAGCCCCUUAGGUAGGAGCGACUGCCUGGCCAAGCUGGAAUGUUUCUGCUUCCUCCCCAGUGGCGGCCCUCCCUUGGGCAGCCUGGAGCUCCUCAAGUUCCGUGAGUCGGGGAUCGCCUCCGAGUACGAGUCCAACACGGACGGCAGUGAGGAGUGGGACUCGUGGGGCCAGGAGGAAGAGCUUCGCCUGCUCAGUGUCCUCAACAAGCAGGGCCUGGGAGAUAGCUUGGACGAAGAGGUUGCCAUUUAAGAGGAGGCAGAGAUCUCAGGCCCGUGGCAAGCAAGCGACGGGAGGAGAG
This is a messenger RNA of Lacerta agilis (Sand lizard), 1571 nucleotides long. It is a transcript of the gene NOS1AP, whose product is annotated as nitric oxide synthase 1 adaptor protein. Gene Ontology annotation, molecular function: nitric-oxide synthase binding. The record is from RefSeq and is a predicted model, not a curated record. Bases 38 to 1522 code for a protein of 494 amino acids. The transcript is spliced from 10 exons. Lineage: Eukaryota; Metazoa; Chordata; Lepidosauria; Squamata; Lacertidae.